This is a messenger RNA of Cucurbitaria berberidis CBS 394.84, 1303 nucleotides long. RefSeq lists its product as uncharacterized. Bases 215 to 1303 code for a protein of 362 amino acids. Lineage: Eukaryota; Fungi; Ascomycota; Dothideomycetes; Pleosporales; Cucurbitariaceae. The record is from RefSeq and is a predicted model, not a curated record. The transcript has 4 exons.
CUGGGGAAGCCUAAAUGGAAGAAUGAUGCUUAUAACUGAGCGCUCAGACACAAAUUCUCCUGGUCCAUUGUUGCUUCUUCGGCUUGCUCCUCUCUACUGUUACCCGGGCGUAAGCUCUACCGAUCUUUUCACAACUAUUUGCGAGCUCGGAAUCUGUACUCAGUCUGACACUCCGUACCUGCGUGAGCAGCUAUAACCGGCGACUUAAUACACCAUGUACCUACGGCCGGGCUUUGUCGUGGUGAUAGUUGGAGCGACGUUGACUUCAUUAUCGACUGUCAUCGUAGCCCUGCGAUAUUACUGUCGUCACUUCUUAACUGGGUCGGUGGGCGUAAGCGAUCAUCUCAUGCUUGCUGCUCUGAUGUUCACGUGGGCAAACUUGGUUAUCAACUACUACCAAGACAUCACUAGCAGCAAAUUCAAACCUAGCUACUUUCGAAUACCGGAAAAGCGACCGGAAAUAGCAGCAACAGUGCGCGGUACCCUAAUAACAUGGUGGGUGUACCGAAUGAGCUACAUUCUAGCACUCUGCUUCGUCAAACUUAGCCUCCUCUUCUUCUAUCGGGUAAUAGCAACCCACCGCACCUUUCGACGCCUCGUGUACGCUACGAUCGGCUUCGUGAGCAUAUACACAUUCGCCUCAUGCAUUGCUGCCGCCUUCCAGUGCCUGCAUCCACCAGAUGCUUGGGACACUUCCGGAUUUUUCGCUCAGUUCGACAGAGAUCCGAACACGAAGAAGCCGAAUCUCAGGUGUUACGAUCCGGUGAGGUUGUGGGUGUUCUGUGCAGCAGCCAACCUGUUGAGCGACGUCAUCAUACUGCUGCUACCUAUUCCCACAUUGCUCAGCCUCCGAGUCCCAAUGAGCAAACGUCUGGCUCUUAUCGGUAUCUUCUCCAUUGGCAUCAUGGCCAUUGUCGCCUCCUCAGUGCGCAUGUGGGUGAUGAUGCUGUGGGCAGAAAGUCCAUCGGCGAGCGCUCGUUUUGGAGCAGAUCUCCUCCUUUGGGGCCAGGUUGAGACCAACAGUGGUAUCAUAUCCGCUUCAGUCCCCUUCCUUCGCCUGCUUUUUCGACGGAGAGAAAAAGAAGAGCGAGGCGUGACGCAAAGAAAAAUAGACAUGAGCCCACCGAAACCCAUGGGAGGGGGUGGCACCAGUCAAAAUAAGCCACUCGAGAUUGAAUAUGAAAAGAACGGUGGAGAAGGAAGCCCGAGUUGGGGGCCUUUCAUCACGGUUCCGGAGAGCUUGGGCUCGGCAAGCAGGAACAGCACGUUGGUGGAGCCUACGCAUCCCCAUAUGACGGUGUAG